Molecule: messenger RNA, 5095 nt
Organism: Nezara viridula (southern green stink bug)
Lineage: Eukaryota; Metazoa; Arthropoda; Insecta; Hemiptera; Pentatomidae
Source: the annotation of a GenBank genome assembly
AAAUAACUUAAAUUUAUUUUGAAAAAAAUAUAAAAGAUACACAACAGAUUGAUUGCAGAAAAACAAACCAUCCACUUAACAGAAGAAACCAAAUAAGUAAAACUUCUAUGUAAAAAUAAAAUAAGAAAUUUUAAAACAAAAGAUUCAAAAUAAAACAAAAGACCAAACAAUAACUGUAUAAUAGGGUGUAUAAAAAAAUUACUGCUUUUCAACCAAAUAUUAUAUUAAUAUUUCUUUGAUGUAAAAUACAAUUAAUACUCAAAGCAUAGUCCAAUGUUAUCUACCGGCAUUAGCUAUGUGCUAGCCAAUUGCUCGAUUCCACCCUGAUAACAUUCUAUGGGAUGGCUGUCAAAGACCUCUUGGACCGCAAUUAAAACUUCCGAAAAAUUAUCAAAUUUUUUCCCUUGAAGAAAAUGGGCCAUGGGUCUGAAUAAGUAGUAAUCCGAUGCUGCGAGGUCUAGACUACACAGUGGAUGAGCCAAGAGCCUUAUAUCAGAAGGGGUUUCCAAUAAAUUUUUACAAAAUUCUAGUCCCUUAGCUAAUUGCUGAGGAGUAAGUUCGUGAGGGACCAGUCCACUGCUCUUUUUCAUCUGUCCCAUGGCGACUAACAGAACAACACACUCCCUGUCAUGUUCGCGAGAAGUCGUAGACGAAUUUGACUCAACAGCUUCCUGCAGAACCUCAUUAAUAUCAAUUAGUGGUCACCCGGAGCCCUUCUUUCUCUCCAACGUCGUAUCUCCACUGCUAAAUUUUUCCAACAAGCGCCGCGGAGUGUGCUGGUCAAGGAUGCAUUCCCCUUCAUAUUUAAUAAUUUCAACAGUUGCUUCAGCGGAUGUGAAAUUUCUUUUUUCUAGAAGUGUCUUAAAAUUACGAGUUUCGUAGGACAAUCAUCAUUCUUCUUUGAAACAAAUAACUAAACUGAAGCUUUUUUUUUUUUUUGAAGAAGUCGAAUAGGAUUAUUAAGUAUUGUUGAGUAUUAAAAAGGAUCAAAAUAUGUACAGUCCUUUGAAAUCUUGAAUUUGAUAGAACGUUCUUUUUUUUUUUUAUACACCCUAUUAGCAUCAUUAACAAUCGUUGUUUGGAUAGGGCGAAGAAUAGAGAUGAUUGGCAUGCUAUAAUCCAGGAAUCCAAAGCACGCCCCGGGCUGUAGAGCUGCAUAGUAAGUAAGUAAGCAAGUAACAAUGGUUGUUUACUCUCGAAUCACACUCAUAAUAAAGUUACCUGAAAAAUAUAUAUCCAAAUUUUAUAAAAUAAUAUAGUUUUCAUUCGGUAUGUUAUCAAAUUCUUCUACAGUUUAUAUUGAGAUUUUUUUAAUUAUUACUGACAAUGCGGGACAGUUAAUUAUUUGAAAUAAUCCAAAUUGAGGUACUUAAAAAAAAAACAUUUUGAACAUCAGGCAUUUCAACCUUGUUCGGCGACAUCAAUGAAUAUAAGACCUAGCUGAUUUAAAGAUCAUUUCAUUGUGCAUUCACAAACAGAGUUGAUUUAAAAUUGUUAGAGCCGUUUUUGAGAAAAUCAUAAAAAUCGAUGGGUAUAAAGUGGUCACUUCCGGUUAACCGAUUUCAAGGAAAAGAUUUUAAGUAAAUAACUUAAAUAUGUAAAUCCAUUCUGAAAAUUCAUACCCCCAAUGAAAUUUGCCACCUUCGAAAAUUCAAAAUCCCUUCAAAAUAUGCCCCCCUUAAAAAGUUAGCGCAACUUGAGCCAUAAAACCCCUUUCUGGGCACCUCUGGGGAUUACAGUUUCUUAAACAACGGUUGUGCAUGAAGGUAAUUCGACCGAGACCAGUUCCAGAUUCAUGUUUGUUUUUUUUGGGAGUAACUUUUUUAUUUGAAACGGUAAUUACUCUGGAAGAAAAAAAAAGAAAGAAACUAUAUUAAAUAAUGUCUAAGUUUCCGACUGCUCCAACACUUACUAGACAAACGCUCUAAACUUUCAAUUGAUUACAAAAGACUUAUCUACUAACUAUAAUAAGACCUAUAUGGACAUACGUAGUUGAGCUUUGGGGCUCCACCAAACCAUCGAAUUCCUAUCGUAUCCAAUUCUUACAAUUCAAAAUUCCCCGUAAAAUCCUUAAUACUCCAUACUUUAUCACAAAUAAAACCAUUCAUAAAGACCUUAAUGUAUCAUAUGUCGCUGAUUUAGCUCGAGCAAGAUAUCUAUCCUUUCAUGAUAAACUUCAGUUUCAUCCAAAUCCGCUUAUUUCCACUCUUGCUUCUUCCUCGAUCCAUGAUAAUCCUCCUAGGCGUCUGAAAAGGAGAUGGUCUCGUGAUCUUCUUACUUAAAAUUAUUUAGGGUGUGCUACCACUGGGUAGUAUCUCUUCAAGCCUGUACAUGCCAUUAUUUAUAAUUUGCGCAUAUUUACUUCAUACCCAUCGAUUUUUAUAAUUUUCUCAAAAACGGCUCUAACAAUUUAAAAUCAACUCUGUUUGUCAAUGCACAAUGAAAUGAUCUUUAUAUCAGCUAGGUCUAAUAUCUAGUUGUAUUUGUAUACUGUUGUAAAUAAACAAAAAACAAAUAAUGUCUAAGAUGAUCUUUAGAUAGAAGGCCAUCUCAAAAAAAUAAAUAAAAGUUUUUUUCUGUAUUAGACUAUUUGAAGACGGGAACGUGAGAGCACAGAGUCUUACUCACUAAGAUACUUCUACCCCUAUAAAGGUCUUAACAAAUGAUCGCCCUCAAAACUAAAAGUUAGAAAUGUUUGUAAAAGAAUUUACUUUUAUUUUUUUUAUAUAUUUAAAAUAUCAGUAAGCAGCAAGUACGAAUGAAUCUUGAAACUGUAUCAUGACGAGAGUCAUGAAUAUCUUAAACUGUUUGCAUUCAUUAAGUUGUAAUAUCAUCUAUAUCAACAACGAUAAAUAUAAUGUAAACAAUAUUAACUCCUGUCAUGAUAACAGUCCGUUAUUCUCAGAUUCCCAUUUCUCCAUUGUCGGAUAGAAACAAUGCCUCAAGUACAUCCGAACGGUAGGAGCAAAACGAGAUAAGGAGGGAUGACUUGGCUCUAAAUUAGAGCCGGUUUAGUCCUCUAAAUCAGUCAACAGCCAACCGUGAACUAGAGAUGGCUGCCAAGAUACUCUACGGUGGUGAGCUGCAUCUCCCCGACAUUCCUCUUAUGCAGGAGGUCAUCGAAUCCUGCAAGAAGCAUGGGGAUCGAAUCUUCUUGGAUGACGUUAAAAUGAAGAAGCAGUCCACCUUCCGCCAGCUAUUAGACAACGCAGGUGCAAUAAGCUCAACGAUUCGAAAGCUCGGCCAGGGUCCAGGAAAGAUAGUGAUGAUCGUGAGCGACGUUACAGUCGAAGCUGUGACCACUAACUUUGGGAUCUGGCUAUCUGGAGCAGCUUCGUCGUCCAUCAAUCCAAACCUUCCAAAAGAGGAAAUUCUCAACUUCUUUAAAAUCUGCAGAAGCGAAGUAGUGUUCUGCGGCGACGAGUACCAAGAGAAGGUGAAGGAGGUGGUAUCGCUUCUCGACUGGGCCGUCACCAUCAUAUGUCCGAACCAUCAAGAUGGGGUCCUCGACUAUUACAGGUGUCUAGAAGAAGGGAACAGUGCCGAAGGCACCGUGCUGGAAGGAUGGUGGACUGGAAAAGAUCAUGCUUUAUGCAUCUUGUUCACUAGCGGAACCACUGGCUCGCCCAAAGGUGUCUUAGUGAGAGAUGAAGCUCUCACAUUCUGCAGACAUCUAAGAAUUUGGAAAGAUAAUUGGACAGAUGGUUCUGUAGUGUUGCUGACCACACCCAUGUAUUGGAUCUCCAAUACAUGGACAAAUAUUUACGCUUCGUGCGCUGGGAUCAAGCUAUCCAUUGCCAGUCGGAUGUCUGUUAAGGAGACAAUGGAGACCAUCACAGAGUAUAAGCCCACUGGGUGGUCCACCGGCCCGUCAAUCCUGAUAGAAAUCUGCAAGGAAGAAGAUGUCGACAAGUACGACUUCUCGUCCAUCAAGAUCAUAUUUAUUGGUGGAUCCGUUCUUCUGCCCGAACAUAGGAAGAUGAUCACCGAGAAGAUGACGUGCAACAAACACAUCAUAAAAUGUUUGUACGGUAGCACUGAAGUCAGUUUAGCAACCUACGAACCCACAUUCCUCGAUAUCGAGUCGACCAAAUUAGCCAAUGUAGGAAAAGUGGCUCCUGGUGUAACAAUGAAGGUGGUGGAUACGGAAACUGGAAAAAUACUGCCACCUUACGCAGUAGGAGAGUUGUGCAUCAAAUCUCCCGGCGUUCUAAAGCAAUAUAUCAACAAAGAAUUUACUGAAGAGGAUAUGGACAAAGAUGGCUUCUGGCAUUUAGGAGACCUCGGCUAUUACGACGAUGAAGAAUACCUCUUCUAUAGUUCCAGGCUCAAAGAUGUUAUGAAGUACAAGGGCCAACAGAUCGCUCCCAUUGAGCUGGAAAGCAUCCUCCUGAAGCAUCCUGAUGUCCAAGAGUGUUGCGUGGUUGGAAAGAUGUGUAUCGAACAAGGAGGAGAACUUCCUACAGCUUUCAUAAUCAAAAAACCUGGUUCUAAUCUUUCAGAAGAAGAAAUUCACACCUUUAUCUCAGGGAAAGUCAUCGAUGAGAAGAAGCUUAGAGGUGGAAUCUUCUUUGUGGACAGCAUCCCCAAGAGUUCAGUUGGUAAAGUCCUGCGAAAUGAACUGAAAAAACUGCUUAGUUAAGCACAUUUCACUGCUUUGCAUUGAUAAUGGCACAACUAAAAAAAAUUAAAAAAAGAAAUUUUAAUUUUCCACUGAAUAUCUUUCAAAAGUAGUAAAGUUUCAUUGAAGAGAACGGCAUAUUCUCAUCUAGUCGAUUUAGUCACCAGAGAACAGUUUUUCCUCUAUCAAUCUGUACCCAAUAUUUGAUAAACGGUAUUCUAAGAAUAUCUGUUUCGAGAUGAUCAAGUGAGUUUUUGUCAAGUUGUGCUACUAUCACAGUAAAGCAGUGAUAUUGUAUAUUUAGGAUUAAGAUUUUUAUGUGGUAAAAAAUCCAAAACAUGUACAUAAAUAUGUAUUAAUUAUUUCAAAAAUAUUUUUUUAAAUGAAUGUAAAAAAUUUGACAUGCUAAGAAAAAUAUUUAUUAAACAAUAUGAAAACUUCUAAUUAUUUAUUUUUUACCCUUAACUGGUCAUG